AACACUCCUCACUCUAUUUUCGUCGAUACGAAAAUGGUCUCGUCGAAGGGCAAGGAGAAGGUCGGCGCCGGCGACAAGGCCGGGGCCGGCAAGCGGAAGAUCGAUCUCAGCGGUGGAAAGGAUGACGACAAGACCGGCAAAAGGAAGAGGAACGACGUCCUUCAGUUCUUCGAAGACAGCGCUUUCGAGGUCGGAGAGGACGAGUGUAGUGACGAUUCUGACUUCUUCGACACUGAUUUUAUUGAUGAUGAAUUUGGCACUGAUGAUGGAGUCCAGAAGCAACAUGAGAAAGCCCCUGUUUUCCCUUUAGUACCUAAGGAGGAGGAAAUGGAUGAAGAAGAGUUGGAGAAAAUGUUGAGAGAGCGCUACAAAGCUGGUUCUAGCUUUGUUAAAUUUGCAGAAGAUGGAUAUGAAAAGAAAGGAUCAAUUCAAGAGGACAUAUCUGUGCCCUCCACCAAGGACCCGACUAUAUGGAAAGUCAAAUGCAUGGUUGGUCGUGAAAGGCAUUCAGCUUUCUGCCUUAUGCAGAAAUAUGUGGACUUGCGAGUUCUGGGAAUGAAGCUCCAAAUAAUCUCCGCUUUUGCUCUUGAUCAUGUGAAAGGCUUUGUUUAUAUUGAAGCAGAUAAACAGUUUGAUGUUAACGAGGCUUGUAAAGGGCUCUGCACUAUAUAUUCCAGUCGGAUGUCUCCAGUUUCAAGGAAUGAAAUUUCUCAACUGAUAUCAGUACGGAGCAAGUGCAAUGGAAUUUCUGAGGGCAUGUGGGCUCGUGUCAAGAAUGGCAAAUACAAGGGGGAUCUAGCGCAGGUUGUGGCAGUGAAUGAUGUACAGAAGAAAGUCACAGUGAAGCUGAUUCCAAGAAUAGACUUGCAAGCACUGGCUGAGAAAUUUGGUGGAGGAGUUGUUGCCAAGAAGGCUUGCAUUCCAGCACCGAGGCUAAUCCGCUCUACUGAGCUUGAGGAUUUUCGUCCUCUCAUCACAUAUCGCAAGGAUCGUGAGACAAACCAGAUGGUUGAAGUUCUUGAUGGAAAGAUGCUGAGAGAAGGCUAUUUAUAUAAGAAGGUGUCUAUUGACUCUUUGUGCUUCUGGGGUGUAAUGCCUUCUGAAACUGAGCUCCUGAAGUUUGAGCCUUACAAGAAUGAUGAACCCCAAGAUACCGAGUGGCUUUCCCAGCUCUAUGGUGAGCGAAAGAGAAAACGAACAAUUAAGCAUGACAAAGGGAAUGGGAAAGGUGGUGAGAAAGGAGAGGGUUCAUCAAACUCAAACAAUUUUGAAGUAGAUGAUCUUGUGUUUUUUGGUCGCAAGGACUUUGGCAUUAUCAUUGGCACUGAGAAGGAGAAUGUGUAUAAGAUCAUGAAAGAAGGUUCAGAGGGACCGGUGUUAGUGACUGUUCAACUUCGUGAACUAAGAGCAGCAUGCUUUGAUAGAAAACUGUUCACCGUAAAAGAUCAACAUAAAAAUACAAUUUCCAUUAAUGACAUUGUCAGGGUUUUGGAUGGUCCAUCAAAGGAUAGACAAGGGAUUGUUAAGCAAAUCUACAAAGGUGUCAUCUUUCUGUAUGAUGAGAUGGGUGAGGAACAUAACCGGUAUGUCUGUGUUAAAGCUCCGGUGUGUGAAAGAAUUUCCCGUAGCCAUGGUUUAUUGUCUGGGAAGGAAAGUGAGGCUGGACCAUCUUCAGGUUUUGCUGAAACCCCAUCAUCUCCAAAUACCCCAUUGUCACCUAAGAAACCUUGCAGAGAGAGGGGUGAUAACAGUAACUUUUCUCGUGGGGAUAAAGAUGGACUAUUAUUCUCUGUUGGUCAAUCAGUCAGAAUACGUGUUGGUCCUCUGAAGGGAUUUAUCUGCCGUGUCUUGGCUGUACGUCAAUCUGAUGUCACUGUUAAACUUGAUUCACGGCAAAAGAUUCUUACAGUUAAAAGCGAGCAUCUCUCUGAGGUUCAUGGAAAGUCUUCUACCAUUUCUUUGGGUAGUGCUGAUCCAGAGGCUGCAAAACAAUUUGAUCUGCUUGGAGCACAGGAUGGUUCAAGAGAUUGGACUUCUGGAGGGGUACCAGCUGCUGCACAAGAUGAUAAUUGGAAUGCAGGAUUGUCAUCAAGUGAAAGGAGCUCUUGGCCUUCUUUCCCUGCAUCAAGCAGCUUAACUACUCAAUUGGAUCCUAAUUCCAUAAGUUCUAUCACUGCAGUUGAUGUGAAUAAUGAUGCUGGAAAUUCUGCUUGGGAUAGUGGUACAACUCAAAAUAAGAAUGCAUCAUGGGGUGCAUCAGGAGUCUCUGAGAAAAAUGUUGCUGAUGCUGGACAAGAUAGUGGCUGGGGAGGGAGUGAUAGUUGGAAGAAAAGUGUUUCCACUACAGGAGUUGGUAGCAGUAGUUCUGAUAGUUGGGGGAAAUCACUUGAAGAAAGCACAAACAAGAACAAUGCUUCCAACUGGGGUGCUUCUGGAACCACACCAGGGAAAGAAACUAGUGGGAACUGGAAUCAACCUGAAUCAGGUGGUGGGUCUAGUUGGGGCAAACCUCCUGUGGGUUCUCAAGGUAAAGAGACUAUUGUUGGAAACAGUGAUGCUUGGGACAGCAAGGGAGUGGCAUCUAACUCCUUAUCUGGUCCAGUUAGUGAGAGUAAGGGAUGGGGCAAUGCUGGUAGUUCACAGGAUGGCGGGUCCACUUGGAGCAAACAAGAUGCAGGAUCUUCUUGGAAUAAGAAGGAAGAUAAAUCUUCAUGGGCAAAACAAGGAGGGGCUCAACCUUCUUGGGGCAAACAAGACAGUAAGAUACCUGAUAGUUCUGGUGGGGGUGAUGGUGGAUCUUCUUGGGGAAAGCAGGAGGGUGCAUCAUGGGGCAAACAAGAUGGGGGAUCUUGGAAUAAGAAGGAAGAUACUUCAUGGAAUAAGCAAGGUGGAGGACCAUCCUCAGGCCAGCAAGCCAACAAGGGUGGUGGGUCUUGGAACAAACAGGAGGGUGGAUCCUCAUGGGGCAAACAAGAUGGGGGAUCUUGGAAUAAGCAAGGCGGAGGACCAUCCUCAGGCCAGCAAGCCAACAAGGAUGGUGGGUCUUGGAACAAACAGGAGGGUGGAUCCUCAUGGGGCAAACAAGAUGGGGGAUCUUGGAAUAAGCAAGGUGGAGGACCAUCCUCAGGCCAGCAAGCCAACAAGGAUGGUGGGUCUUGGAACAAACAGGAGGGUGGAUCCUCAUGGGGCAAACAAGAUGGGGGAUCUUGGAAUAAGAAGGAAGAUAAGUCUUCAUGGAAUAAGCCAGGUGGAGAGACAUCCUGGGGCCAGCAGGGUGACAAGGAUGGUGGGUCUUGGAGCAAACAGGAGGGUGGGUCAUCUUGGAAAGGAGGUGAAUUUGGGAAUAAAGAUGGUUCAGAUCAACAAGGAAGCUGGGGUAGGGAAAGCACAUUCGAUGGCGGACGUGGUUCUGGCGGCAGAAGAGGAAGGGGUGGCGGCAGAGGAAGAGACAAUUUUGGAAGAGGUAGAGGUAGAGGAAGAUCUUUUGAUCGAGGUGAGUCAAGCAGCUGGGGCAAGGAAGGUGAAGAUAAUAAUGGAUCAGGAUUUGCUGGGGGAUCUAGUUGGAAAAGUUCUCAGGAAAGUUCUUGGGGUAAAGUCACAUCAAGUACAAGUUGGAAAACUGAUCAAUCAGAGAAGCAAGAGGGAUCAGGAUUUGCUGGGGGGCAAACUAGUUGGAAAAGUUCUCAGGAAAGUUCCUGGGGUAAGGUAACAUCAAACGAUGAAAACAAUAAGGAUGGUUGGGGUAAUCUAAAUGCAUCUGGGAAGAAGCAAGGAUGCGGCACAGUGGAAGAGGCAGGUGAAAGUAAUAAAUGGCUCAGCAAUAAACCAAGUUCGGGUUGGGGAAGUACUCAAUCAGAAAAGACAGAAAGCAACAAAGCUGGAUCAAGUUUGGGUUGGGGAAGUAAUCAAUCAGAAAAGACUGAAAGCAACAAAGCUGGAUCAAAUUCGGGUUGGGGAAGUAAUCAAUCAGAAAAGACUGAACGAGAUAAAGAUACUGCUUUUAAUAAAUCGUCUGAUUGGCAGAGUGAAGGUGGCUGGAAUGCUGCCAAACCUUCUGGUGAAAGCCAGUCAUCUAGUUGGAACAGAAAAGCAUCUACCAAUGACGAAAAAAAUACGAGUGGAGCUGAUGGGUGGAGCACAGGUAAAGGAAGUGGUUCUGAAACUAAUCAGUCAUCAGGUUGGAAUAAAAAAUCUAGUGACGGUGGUGGAAUUGGAGAUGCAGUAAGUAGUUGGGGCAAUAAUGAACAAUCUUGGAAAACUAGCAAUUCCUCUGCAGGAAAUCAGUCAUCUGGGUGGAAGAGUGAAGGAAGCCAGGAUCCUAAUGCUUGGAGCAGCAAAAGUAACUGGAACUCAGGAAGUGGCUUUGCUGGGGAUGAACAGCAGCCUGACGGUUCUAAUGAGAGGGGAAGAGGUGGAUGGAGGGGUGGCCGUGGUGGAUCAGAUAGGGGAGGCUUUCGAGGUAGAGGCCGAUCAGAUAGGGGAGGCUUUCAAGGUAGAGGUGGAUCUGAUAGGGGUGGCUUUCGUGGUAGGGGUGGCUUUGAUAGGGGUGGAUUUGGGGGUAGAGGGCGUGGGAGAAGAGAUCAGAGUGGUGAAUGGAACAACAGAAAUGAUUUUGGCGAUGGUAAGCCCAGUUGGAGCAAUGGGUCAGGCAGUGAUCCUGCUAGCUGGAAAGCUAGUGAUGGUAGUGGAAGUUGGAAUGAAGGUGGCAGUGGAAAAGGUCAGUGGCAGAGUUGGUCUGCAGGUGGUAGCACAUCUAAAGCAGAUGGACAUAGCUCGGAAGCUGGUGGAUGGAACAAUAGAAAUGACUCCGGGGAUGGUAAGCCUCCCAGCUGGAAGAAUGGAUCAGGCAGUGAUGCUGGAGGUUGGAAAUCCAGUGAUAAUAAGGGGAGUUGGGGAGGCAGUGAGAGUGGCAGUGAGAAAGGCCAGGGGCAAAGUUGGUCUGCAGCUGGUAGCACAUCUAAAACAGAUGGACAUGUCUCAGAAGCUGGAGGAUGGAACAAAGGGUCUAGCACAAAUGCUGCUGGAGGUGAUGCUAGUGCCAGUAAAUGGUCUACCCAAGAGAACACUUCAGGAAAUCUGAGCUCAUCUUGGAAUUCAAGCCAAUCAACUGCUUCUGGACUUGAAAAAUCCAAAGAAGCAUGUGGAGCUACUGAAAGUGGAGGGCCUGCCGAUGCAUGGGGCAAGGCAUCUAGCUCUUGGGGCAAAGGGAGUGAUGGAGCUGGCAAGGGAGGGUGGUGAUGGCUCCUGAAAGGUGUGUUGCUUGACGUGGGGAUGGCCAUGCUUGGUGAGGGAUCAUCUUUUUAAUUCUGCCUUAGUUGUAAAUGGCCUGUCUAGGGAAGCCAUAUUGAAACCCAGAAGUUUAGUUUUUUAACCAAUUGGGGUUAUGUACAUUUUGGAACAAAGCUUCGUAGAUGCUAAUUACUCCGUUUCAGUUCUACUUCCAAUCUCGUUUCUUCAUCUCCAGACUUACCAGCAUACUUUUAUAAUAAAUUGUAUGUAAACCUUGGAAAGUUGACUUCCAAUUCUCUUCCUGACGUUUGAUGGUUUUAUUUAAGGCAUGGCUUUACUGCUA
This is a messenger RNA of Ipomoea nil (Japanese morning glory), 5572 nucleotides long. RefSeq names its product protein RNA-directed DNA methylation 3. Bases 34 to 5238 code for a protein of 1734 amino acids. Gene Ontology annotation, cellular component: DSIF complex. Gene Ontology annotation, molecular function: mRNA binding. Gene Ontology annotation, biological process: regulation of DNA-templated transcription elongation; transcription elongation-coupled chromatin remodeling; regulation of transcription by RNA polymerase II. Lineage: Eukaryota; Viridiplantae; Streptophyta; Magnoliopsida; Solanales; Convolvulaceae. The transcript has 20 exons. The record is from RefSeq and is a predicted model, not a curated record.